AUGGAUGUCUUGUUAUCCCUCCCCAUUGUGUCCUAUCUUCUGGCACCAGCAGUGACCUCGUGGUCGACCUCUCUUAAUCUUCUCUUCUUCUACCUGACAUGGUCGACUCUUAUCCUAUCCUACUCGCCUUUGCGCAUUGAGCUCUUUGGCACCCUCGCCAUACGAAUAAUAUUCUGGUUAUUACCAUCACUCUUGUUUCUCACCUUUGAUAUCAUCCUCCCAUCCCUCGCCGAAUCCAUCAAGUUCGGCGGCUCCCGCGCCCUUCCUCCUCGCGAUGCAAAGGUUCUGGGAAAGACACUCUUGCUCGCGCUGCUCAAUCUGACUCUCGAGACGGCACUCGAGGCUGGGAUCAGCCUUGGCCUCACCACCUACUUCAGAACGCCGUUCUUCAAGACCAGCACGACGCUCCCGCUCCCAUGGCAGCUGAUCAAGCAGGUUGUGUCUCUGAUCAUGGCCCGGGAAGCCCUGACAUACUACAUCCACCGCUACACACUCCAUUCGAACAAGAGCCCGCGCGCAUCGUCCAAGACCGACAAGUCCGUUGGCAAAAUCGCAAACUUGCACGGGAAAUACGCCCAUGCCCGCUCUGCGCCCCCCUUCAGUCUCGCCCUGGCCGCCGAUCACCCGGUGCCAUUCCUCCUGCACCGCUUCCUGCCGAUCUACCUUCCGGCGCUCGUCAUCCGACCUCAUCUGCUCACCUACUUCUUGUUUGUGGUCUUGGUCACCGGUGAGGAGACGCUGAGCAUGAGCGGAUACAACAUCGUCCCAGGCAUCAUCAUGGGCGGCAUGGCGCGACGAUGCGCCAUUCACUACAGCAAGGGGCACACUUCCACCAGCGGCAACUACGGCGCGUGGGGCCUCCUGGACUGGUCUCAUGGAACCUCUCUCGGCAAAGACGCCAUCGAUGACAUGAAGGACGAGGCUGAGAAGCAUCAGCUGAAAGAGCGCGGCGGGAGGGCCGCUAGCGAUGCCAUGGAUACUAUCAAUGAGGGUAUUGGCACGUGGAAGAAGGGCAGAGCAAAGGGACGAAAAGGUAAGAAGACAGCCAGUGAAAGUGAGAGUGAAAGCGACAGCGACUUUAUUGAGUAA
This is a messenger RNA of Phaeoacremonium minimum UCRPA7, 1089 nucleotides long. RefSeq names its product putative sterol desaturase family protein. Gene Ontology annotation, biological process: ergosterol biosynthetic process. The transcript has a single exon. Bases 1 to 1089 code for a protein of 362 amino acids. Lineage: Eukaryota; Fungi; Ascomycota; Sordariomycetes; Togniniales; Togniniaceae. Gene Ontology annotation, molecular function: iron ion binding; C-4 methylsterol oxidase activity. The record is from RefSeq and is a predicted model, not a curated record.